Prorocentrum cordatum is the source of this 3801-nucleotide messenger RNA. The record is from the annotation of a GenBank genome assembly. NCBI's taxonomy places the organism in Eukaryota, Dinophyceae, Prorocentrales, Prorocentraceae.
AUGUCGGUGUCAGAGAUGCUCGCGCUUCCAGUGUCCGAGAAGCAGGCUCAGCGCGUGUAUCAUUUGUCGAAGGGUGGCAAGAAGCGCAAGUUCAAGCUCCGCCUCAUGGGGUCUACGACCGAGGCGGUUCGUUGCGAGCUCUGCAAGCACACGAGCAAUUCGGAGGACCCUUUGUACCCAGGCUACGAGAGGGAGUGGGCUUACUACAAGGCCAACGGCGAGCCGGAGGGGGUGGUGUGUUUCUAUUCUUCGGUGGCCCACCGAACCCGCUUCAAAGCUUGGACGCGGGAUGAGUUGAGCAAGGACGUGGACGGUAACGAGGAAAAGCAGGAGGAGUUCCUCAAGAUCGAGCAGGCGGUGAUUGCGCAGAAGCGAAAUGGGAACAUUGAGCUCGACAUGGCGUCCCUGCCAGCGCCGAUCCUAAUCGUCAAGCUGACCGUCAAGUCAGAGAUUUCUUUCCUCAAGCCGAAGACGAGGCUCGUGACUGAGGAGGCCUUCAAGAACCGUGAAAGCAAUCCUAAGAAGCUGUCGUUCAAAGAUGCGGGCAUGCUGAAGCUGGUCGGCAACUACGAGGUCGAGCCAGGAGUCUGGAAGAGAGGCUUCAUGGAGCUCAUCGGCGAGGAGGGCACCUACGAAAUCGAGUCCAAGUUCACCAAGGGGACACAGAAGGAACACCUACUCGACGACGGACGCCCCACGAUCGACGAGGGCCAGAUCGCCGCCAACUUUCAUCAGGCCGCGAAGAAGGGCAGCAACGCUGCGGGAUCUUCAACCAUGGCGGCGAAUAAGGUUAACGACGUGAUCCAAGCGGCGAUGGCACGCAUGGCGAAGCCGGAGGACUCGGGAGAAGUCGAUGUGAAAAUGGAGGGCAACGAAGCCCAGGAUGAUGACGAGGCCAUGGGCGAGGAUGAGGACGAAGAGAUGGCCCAAGAGGUGGCCGCAGAAGCCGCUCUCGGAUUCUUCGGAAGCGAACGCCCCGCCAAGCAGUUCGGCAAGAGCGCCAAGAAGCUGAAGCGCACUGCCGAAGAGGACGUGAAAGAGGCAUCCGGCUCGUCCAAGAAGAAGGCGAAGUCUGAGGCCAUCUUGGUGGCGACCAGGGAGAAGGGCGAAAAGGAGAUGAAGGAGGUGUGCAUCAAGUUCUACAAGGGCCAGUGGAACCCAGGCCCCCUUGCCAAUAAGAAGAAGGCGAUGCAGAAGUCCUUGGCUAAAGUUCAGACUGACGUCGAAGGCCGGGUAGACGAGGCAGCUGUGCGCGCCCUGGGUGCUUGGACGGUGCUCGUGGAUGUUAUCGAUCGCAUACUUGGUCUCCUCCACUCAAUGGCGGCCGUUAAAGCCGUGCUCGGGAGCACGGGGAAGUUGCGCGGCAGUAUGGAUAAGCAGGCGAUCAGUGAUUUCAUCUCCGAGAUGGUGCAAGCGAGGCAGAUUCGGGAGCUUCUGGAUCACAUGCCCUCGUCCUUCCACGAGCUGGACUUCAAGAUGUCGGCCUGGCGUGCCAUUGAAGAGAGGUCCUUCGGCGCAGCAGUGAAAAUCGUGUCGCUGGCUCACAUUCGGAGCGUCACGGGCUCGCAGACGGCCCCCGACAUCUUGUCGGGGAUGCAGAGGUCCGUGAUGGGCAAGCUCGUUCAGGAGUGCGCUGGGGGUAGGGACUCCAAGGAGGCAGAGGAGAGCAUUCGCGGCCUUGUGACGACCUUGAACGAGGCCGCCUGCAGCGCUGAUCACGAGGAUAGCUUCAUGCUGCCUGACCUCCUCCGCGAUAUCCGCAUCAUCAAGACCUUGCUCGAUGCUUCCAACGGCCAGGGCUCCGAACAAUUGGAUGCGACGAUUGCUUCGGCGAAGGCCUCGUCAUCCGGAGCGUUGUUCCACUUCCGGGUCUCCCCGCUGGGCACUAAGGUGCUGACAGCAUUGGCCAAGGCGUCGCAGCAGAAGCGCAGCACAGAGGUCUUCGAAAGGCGCUGGACGCAGGCUUCGCAUGACAUGCAUCAGCUCGCGUCGCUGAGGUGGGCGCCGAUCUCAAUCGUCGACUCCGUGGCGGCGGCAGCUGAGCAAUUCAGACGGGUUGCGGAUAAUCGUUCUUUCCUGCAGACCGCUCCAGCCACUUUCUGGACGCAAGAGAAGGGGGAGGAAAUCGCAGGGUACGAGGUUGCCAUCACGAAUGAGUUGCUGCCAGCCUUUGGCUGUUCUUUCAUGACCAUGAGCCUCGGGCCCAUCAGCGAGCUCAUCACCAUGUACGAGGAUUUACCCGAAGAUGAGGCUAUCAUUCCAGCCAGCUUCUCGGAGCAUUUGAACGCGUUGAAGGAGUCGUGCAAGGCGGUCCUCGCAGUUCUGGAGCCGCAGGCGAUCGGGAAGCUGAAGGAGCCCAUCACAGGCAUGAGCAAGGCACUGAACUGCAUGAUCGGCAUCUUGGAUUUCGCGGGUUUCAAGGUCAACACCAAGGCUGCUCUCAACAAUAUCGAGAUCAGCGAGUGCAUCGCCUUCGCGAAGGAGCGCGCGUCAUUGUGCAACGAGGCCGGGGACAACUUGGACCUGGGUGGCGGGAUUCGGGAUCGCCUCCAUCUGCCGAGGGCCGCCUCUGGCCCAGAAGCCGCCGUCCUGGGUCAAUGGGCGCGCGUACUCGACGAUAUCCAGGGGGAGCUUUCGAGUAGAGCCAACAACGUACUCCAGGAGGCGUCGACCAACUUUGCGCACAGCCUUCUUCAUUUCGCCCCCGAGUUCAAGACUUUGUGCACAAAGGUGAAGGGCGAGGCGGCGACGUUCAAGGUCGAGGAGAUAUUCUGUCCUAUCGAUUUCGAGUUCGGCAACUUGCAAGGCAUCUUCAACUUGGACGGCGUCGUGGCACUCGUCCAGAAGCUGUCGCAGCAUACGCGCGCCGAGAAUCGCGAGACCGAGCUGCGCAGCGCGCUACGAGUCUGGACGGAUGGGCACCAGCUUCGAGAAGUCCAACUUGCUGCUCGUUACAGUGAUGCGCACGUCACGUUCUUCCGUGCCUUGGAUACGUUCCGUUCGACAGCGGUGCAAUCUUGCCCCGCGGCCAUGUGCCAUAAAGCAGCAUUCAGCGCGCCGAAGAAGCCACCGCAGAAGGCUACGGGCUCGAGCGGCUCCAGCCAGAGCGCAGAGGGGGAGAAGAGCAUCGUGAACGCGUCGUUGGUCAACCUCAUCGUGGAGAUCCACAAGGAGGCACAGAAAUUGUCCGACCUGGGCGCGGUCGAGUUGAAGGCGUUCUUCGAGGGCGACGACCACAAGGCUCCUUUGCUGAACGGCGAGGCCAAGACUAAAGCGACGGCGUCGAUCCUUGGUCUUACCAGCUCCCUGGCUUGGAGGUGGACGGCUGCGCUGGACGCCGGGAAUGUUUCGAUGAAGGAUCUGAUGCCGAAGGGCGAUUGGCAGGGCAAGGCCGUCGAUGGCAUUGACGAGACGUACUGCAAGGACUCGCUCCUGAAGAACCCGAACCACAUCCGCAUGGCGCAGUUGUGCGAGUGGUUGGAGGGCAAUCUCAGAGACAUCAAGGAUGCCUUCACUAAGAUGCCCGAGUUGUCUGAGGAAUCAGCCACCGAGUCCAAGAAGGCGAUGGAUGCGGCGGAAAAACACAUCAGCAGCGUGAAGUUCGUAGUUGCGUCAGCGGUGGUCCUCCAGGUUCUGUUUGUCGGGAAUGGCGCCACCGCCACCAAGAAGGACGACCGCCAGAAAAUUAAGACGGAGCUGGAGAGCACACUUCAGAAGUCGAAGAUCGAGAUGUCCACUGGCCUGAAUAACUACCUGGUGGAGUGGGCGACCAGCGACGCAGCCCCAAUCUUGGACCAUUGA